This is a messenger RNA of Aplosporella prunicola CBS 121167, 1483 nucleotides long. RefSeq lists its product as uncharacterized. The transcript has a single exon. Bases 497 to 1426 code for a protein of 309 amino acids. NCBI's taxonomy places the organism in Eukaryota, Fungi, Ascomycota, Dothideomycetes, Botryosphaeriales, Aplosporellaceae. The record is from RefSeq and is a predicted model, not a curated record.
AUGGCGCAAUUGGGGCGGGUCGGGCUUACCUCGAGCUGGAGCUUUGAAGCAGGCACGAACUGAAGUCCAGGAAAGAGGGCGGUCUUGUGGCAGAGGGCGCGCCGUGACACAACAGCUCGUUACACAAGGCUAGAGAAGGCGGGUGGGCGAAAAUAGCAGGCAGGACUUCUGGAAGGCCAGGGAAGCCGGGGAGCGCCACCUGCGAGAGAAGUAUUGUUCGGUUCGUAUCGCGGAAGAGCAGCAGCCGAGCGAUCAGCGAUCCUUGAUCACCGGGUGCGGGUAUGCAGAGCGAGUGGAAAGCAAGGAGCAAGGAAGGAAAAAAAGCGAAGGUGUGAAGUGGUGAGAGUCGAGGGUAGAGAGGGCAAAGGCAUGAAGCAAGUAGGCUGCCUUUUACUCGCGAGAUGUCGCCAGAAGCGGGGGGCGGCUCUCGACGACGAGGAUAUAUACGAGGCGCAGGAGCACUGGGGCGCCCCUUCCGGGCAACCGCUGGCUAGGUAUGGAUUUUUCGGGCAGCCUUGGCCGUCGGUCGUGUAUGCGGGACCCAGCUGCGCCGCACCACCACUACCUACGGCCGGGUGGACAACCGCCUUCACGCCGGCCGCCCCAUAACAUGCCUGCACGUGGUUGGCCCGUCGUGGCAGAGAUUGCACGCCAGCUGCGUCGCGCUGCUACGGAGUACUUCGGCCGCACCGAGCUGGACGAGCGACGUGCAGACCGCGCUGGGGAAGACCAGCUCACGAUCGUCCACCACUAUCCACCCAUCGAUCGCCCCAGCGUCGAAACGGGCCGCUUCGUAAAGAAAAAAAAAAAGAGGGAAGACACGGCCCAAGUGUCGUUUCGAGGCGAUACGACGGCGAUCAGGCACACACACGUCGCGAGGGUUGCAGCGCGCGCGCGCGCUCCGCAUGUGUCGAUGUCUCCAAAAAUAGCGGCCACCCAGGCGUCACGGCACCUCUUGCACUCCGCAGCGAAGCGCCCCACCCGCUCCGCUUUUCGCAAAUCCGGCGCGCUCGUUCCUUGCGCCGUCGCGCAACACGAGCGCCACGCCGAGUCAUGGCGCGCGACCGCCCACCCGCCGUACCACUCCACCAUGGCACUUUUCUCGACAGCUUCUCUUGUAUUUGACAUGGCGGCCGUCCAGACCCUCCGCUUGUUCUCUCGCUACCAGCUUGGCCCUUUUGUCGCCCCAGCUCAGCUUCCCCAGCUGCUCCAACGACCCCCCAGCGACUUCCUACUGCCUCCACGCCUGGCAUCAUCGUGGGAUCAGCGGCUUGCCCCUCGGUACGUCCCGCGCAUCCUUUGGCUCCAACGUGCGCGCCUGGCUCCGUUUCUGCUUGCCGCCUCUCCGGCGUCUGACGUUCUGCUGUGUCAAAAUUUCGCCGGUCCGCUAGCGGCAGCCUUGUCGCACGCACGGUCACGCCGAUGACGCUUCCAAAUUCUGCGACGAUGUCGCUAGCGUUCCUCUUGUCCUGCGCAGUCAGUC